Molecule: messenger RNA, 3008 nt
Organism: Nomascus leucogenys (northern white-cheeked gibbon)
Lineage: Eukaryota; Metazoa; Chordata; Mammalia; Primates; Hylobatidae
Gene: MAP4K2
Product: mitogen-activated protein kinase kinase kinase kinase 2
Biological process (GO): protein phosphorylation
Molecular function (GO): MAP kinase kinase kinase kinase activity; ATP binding
Source: RefSeq, a predicted model, not a curated record
CACGGCCUCGGAGCCACGGGCGCCCGCCCCGCCCCGCCCCGCCCCGCGCCUCCCCGCGCCGGCUCCGCAGCUCGCGCCUGCCCGCCUGCCGGCCCGCCCGGCGCCGGGCCAUGGCGCUGCUGCGGGAUGUGUCGCUGCAGGACCCGCGGGACCGCUUCGAGUUGCUGCAGCGCGUGGGGGCCGGGACCUAUGGCGACGUCUACAAGGCCCGCGACACGGUCACGUCCGAACUGGCCGCCGUGAAGAUAGUCAAGCUAGAUCCAGGGGACGACAUCAGCUCCCUCCAGCAGGAAAUCACCAUCCUGCGUGAGUGCCGCCACCCCAAUGUGGUGGCCUACAUUGGCAGCUACCUCAGGAAUGACCGCUUGUGGAUCUGCAUGGAAUUCUGCGGAGGGGGCUCUCUGCAGGAGAUUUACCAUGCCACUGGACCCCUGGAGGAGCGGCAGAUUGCCUACGUCUGCCGAGAGGCACUGAAGGGGCUCCACCACCUGCAUUCUCAAGGAAAGAUCCAUAGAGACAUCAAGGGAGCCAACCUUCUCCUCACUCUCCAGGGAGAUGUCAAACUGGCUGACUUUGGGGUGUCAGGCGAGCUGACAGCGUCUGUGGCCAAGAGGAGGUCUUUCAUUGGGACUCCCUACUGGAUGGCUCCUGAGGUGGCUGCUGUGGAGCGCAAAGGUGGCUACAACGAGCUAUGUGACGUCUGGGCCCUGGGCAUCACUGCCAUUGAGCUGGGCGAGCUGCAGCCCCCUCUGUUCCACCUGCACCCCAUGAGGGCCCUGAUGCUCAUGUCGAAGAGCAGCUUCCAGCCGCCCAAACUGAGAGAUAAGACUCGCUGGACCCAGAAUUUCCACCACUUUCUCAAACUGGCCCUGACCAAGAAUCCUAAGAAGAGGCCAACAGCAGAGAAGCUCCUGCAGCACCCGUUCACAACUCAGCAGCUCCCUCGGGCCCUCCUCACACAGCUGCUGGACAAAGCCAGUGACCCUCAUCUGGGGACCCCCUCCCCUGAGGACUGUGAGCUGGAGACCUAUGACAUGUUUCCAGACACCAUUCACUCCCGGGGGCAGCACGGCCCGGCCGAGAGGACCCCCUCGGAGAUCCAGUUUCACCAGGUGAAAUUUGGCGCCCCACGCAGGAAGGAAACUGACCCACUGAAUGAGCCGUGGGAGGAAGAGUGGACACUACUGGGAAAGGAAGAGCUGAGUGGGAGCCUGCUGCAGUCGGUCCAGGAGGCCCUGGAGGAAAGGAGUCUGACCAUUCGGUCAGCCUCAGAAUUCCAGGAGCUGGACUCCCCAGACGAUACCAUGGGAACCAUCAAGCGGGUCCCGUUCCUAGGGCCACUCCCCACUGAGCCUCCAGCAGAGGAGCCUCUGUCCAGUCCCCCAGGAACCCUGCCCCCACCUCCUUCAGGCCACAACAGCCCCCCAUUGCUGCCCACGGCCUGGGCCACCAUGAAGCAGCGGGAGGAUCCUGAGAGGUCAUCCUGCCACGGGCUCCCCCCAACUCCCAAGGUGCAUAUGGGCGCCUGCUUCUCCAAGGUCUUCAAUGGCUGCCCCCUGCGGAUCCACGCUGCUGUCACCUGGAUUCACCCUGUUACUCGGGACCAGUUUCUGGUGGUAGGGGCCGAGGAAGGCAUCUACACACUCAACCUGCAUGAACUACAUGAGGAUACACUGGAGAAGCUGAUUUCACAUCGCUGCUCCUGGCUCUACUGCGUGAACAACGUGCUGCUGUCACUCUCAGGGAAAUCCACGCACAUCUGGGCCCAUGACCUCCCAGGCCUGUUUGAGCAGCGGAGGCUACAGCAACAGGUUCCCCUCUCCAUCCCCACCAACCGCCUCACCCAGCGCAUCAUCCCCAGGCGCUUUGCUCUGUCCACCAAGAUUCCUGACACCAAAGGCUGCUUGCAGUGUCGUGUGGUGCGGAACCCCUACACGGGUGCCACCUUCCUGCUGGCCGCCCUGCCCACCAGCCUGCUCCUGCUGCAGUGGUAUGAGCCGCUGCAGAAGUUCCUGCUGCUGAAGAACUUCUCCAGCCCUCUGCCCAGCCCAGCUGGGAUGCUGGAGCCGCUGGUGCUGGAUGGGAAGGAGCUGCCGCAGGUGUGUGUGGGGGCCGAGGGGCCUGAGGGGCCCGGCUGCCGCGUCCUGUUCCAUGUCCUGCCCCUGGAGGCUGGCCUGACACCCGAUAUCCUCAUCCCACCUGAGGGGAUUCCAGGCUCGGCCCAGCAGGUGAUCCAGGUGGACAGGGACACAAUCCUAGUCAGCUUUGAACGCUGUGUGAGGAUUGUCAACAUGCAGGGCGAGCCCACGGCCACACUGGCACCUGAGCUGACCUUUGAUUUCCCCAUCGAGACUGUGGUGUGCCUGCAGGACAGCGUGCUGGCCUUCUGGAGCCAUGGGAUGCAAGGCCGCAGCCUGGAUACCAACGAGGUGACCCAGGAGAUCACAGAUGAAACAAGGAUCUUCCGAGUGCUUGGGGCCCACAGAGACAUCAUCCUGGAGAGCAUUCCCACUGACAACCCAGAGGCGCACAGCAACCUCUACAUCCUCACGGGCCACCAGAGCACCUACUAAGAGCGGCGGGCCUGUCCAGGGGCUCCCCACCCCACCCCAUGCCUUAGCUGUAGGCCCUUUUGGGCAAAGGGGCCCAUCCCAGACCAGAGGAGCCCAGGCCCUGGCCCUGCUGGGGCUGAAGGUCAGGAGUAAUCCUGAGAAAUGUUUCAGGCCUGGGGAGGGAGGGGAGCCCCCACGCCUCUGCAAUAACUGGACCAGGGGGAGCUGCUGUCACUCCCCCAUCUCCGAGGCAGCCCAGUCCCUAGUGCCCAAGGCAGGGACCCUGGGCCUGGGCCAUCCAUUCCAUUUUGUUCCACAUUUCCUUUCUACUCUUUCUGCCAACAGCCUGCCCCUUCAUUUGUCCUGGGAAACACGGUAUUUAAGAGAGAAUUAUAUUGGUAUUAAAGCUGGUUUGUUUUAGUCCUCUGGUCCUUCUGGGUGGGGGGAGUGAACCCA